Nomascus leucogenys (northern white-cheeked gibbon) is the source of this 6733-nucleotide messenger RNA. It is a transcript of the gene INPP4A, whose product is annotated as inositol polyphosphate-4-phosphatase type I A. The record is from RefSeq and is a predicted model, not a curated record. Lineage: Eukaryota; Metazoa; Chordata; Mammalia; Primates; Hylobatidae. Gene Ontology annotation, cellular component: cytoplasm. Gene Ontology annotation, molecular function: phosphatidylinositol-3,4-bisphosphate 4-phosphatase activity.
CGUCUAGAGCGGCGGCGGCUGCUGGCUAGGGCUGCGGCGCGCGUGCAGAGUUUGCUGCUGGUUCGCCGCCGGGUCGGGCUCCGCGGCCGGGGCGGGAGGAUCAGCACCUGAGGCCGGGCCCGCAGCCCGCGACUUCACAGCCAGGCGGCGGCGCUGCUGCUGCGGGGCUUCGGCGCGCAGACCGGCCGGACAGCAGGGCGGCUGGCGCCGGGGGCCGGGGAGCGCCAGAUGAUGGAUUUGGACAUGCCUCUAUGAAGAAAUGCCACAUGGUCCGAGAGCAAACAUGUCCAGGCUACUGCCACUUUAGUGGACUAGGGCUUGGUGCCAACGCUUCCCGGGUAAUCAGGCGUGGUCUGACCCAGGAUCAAGAAGCACAUCAUCACCAAUGACAUCAUGACAGCAAGAGAGCACAGCCCUCGCCAUGGUGCCAGGGCCCGUGCAAUGCAGCGGGCUUCCACCAUUGAUGUGGCGGCCGACAUGCUGGGCCUCUCUCUGGCAGGAAAUAUACAAGACCCAGAUGAGCCCAUUUUAGAAUUUAGCUUAGCUUGCAGUGAGCUGCAUACUCCUUCACUAGAUCGAAAGCCAAAUAGUUUUGUUGCGGUGAGUGUCACCACCCCUCCUCAGGCAUUCUGGACGAAGCACGCACAGACGGAGAUCAUUGAGGGAACCAACAAUCCUAUAUUUCUAAGCAGUAUUGCCUUCUUUCAAGACUCUCUUAUCAAUCAGAUGACACAAGUCAAACUCUCCGUGUAUGAUGUCAAAGAUAGAUCUCAGGGAACAAUGUAUUUACUGGGCUCUGGAACGUUCAUUGUCAAAGAUCUGCUCCAGGACAGGCAUCAUAGGUUGCAUUUAACACUAAGGUCUGCAGAGAGUGACCGUGUGGGUAACAUCACCGUGAUUGGCUGGCAGAUGGAAGAGAAGUCAGACCAACGUCCCCCUGUGACCCGGUCUGUGGACACUGUCAAUGGGAGGAUGGUUCUUCCCGUCGAUGAGAGCUUGACGGAGGCAUUAGGAAUCCGAUCCAAAUACGCUUCAUUGCGAAAGGACACUUUGCUGAAAUCGGUGUUCGGUGGUGCCAUCUGCCGCAUGUACCGGUUUCCAACCACUGAUGGUAACCACUUGCGGAUCCUGGAGCAGAUGGCAGAGAGCGUGCUCUCCCUGCACGUGCCCCGGCAGUUCGUGAAGCUCCUACUAGAGGAAGAUGCAGCCAGAGUGUGUGAGCUGGAGGAGUUGGGAGAGCUGUCUCCUUGCUGGGAGAGCCUCCGGCGCCAAAUUGUCACCCAGUACCAGACCAUCAUCCUCACAUACCAGGAGAACCUGACCGACCUCCAUCAGUACAAAGGGCCCUCGUUUAAAGCAAGCAGUUUGAAAGCAGAUAAAAAGUUAGAAUUUGUUCCCACAAACUUGCACAUACAAAGGAUGAGAGUUCAAGACGAUGGAGGAUCAGAUCAGAACUACGACAUCGUCACCAUCGGGGCGCCAGCAGCACACUGCCAAGGUUUUAAGUCAGGAGGUCUCCGCAAAAAGCUGCACAAAUUUGAAGAGACCAAGAAACACAGUUUUGAGGAGUGUUGUACAUCAUCUGGCUGCCAGUCCAUAAUCUACAUACCACAGGACGUCGUCAGAGCCAAGGAGAUCAUCGCCCAGAUCAACACCCUGAAAACCCAAGUUAGUUACUACGCAGAGCGGCUGUCAAGGGCAGCCAAGGACAGGUCUGCCACUGGCCUUGAGAGGACACUCGCCAUCUUGGCAGACAAGACACGGCAGCUGGUCACAGUCUGUGACUGCAAGCUCCUGGCCAACUCCAUCCAUGGGCUGAACGCUGCACGGCCUGACUACAUUGCCUCCAAGGCCUCUCCCACUUCGACUGAGGAGGAGCAGGUGAUGCUUAGAAAUGACCAGGAUACCCUCAUGGCCCGGUGGACAGGGAGAAACAGCCGAUCUUCCCUGCAGGUGGACUGGCACGAGGAGGAGUGGGAGAAAGUGUGGCUGAACGUGGACAAGAGCCUAGAGUGCAUCAUUCAGCGUGUGGACAAGCUGCUGCAGAAGGAGCGGCUGCAUGGCGAGGGCUGUGAGGACGUCUUCCCCUGUGCAGGCAGCUGCGCCAGCAAGAAAGGUAACCCGGACAGCCACGCCUACUGGAUCAGACCAGAAGACCCCUUCUGUGAUGUUACCUCCUCACCAUGCCCCUCCACCAUGCCCUCCACUGCAUGCCAUCCUCAUCUGACCACACAUUGCAGUCCCCCUCCUGAAGAGUCCAGCCCAGGUGAAUGGAGUGAGGCCCUUUACCCGCUGCUGACCACUCUCACCGACUGCGUGGCCAUGAUGAGUGACAAGGCCAAGAAGGCCAUGGUAUUCCUGCUUAUGCAGGACAGCGCGCCCACCAUAGCCACCUACCUGAGCCUGCAAUACCGCCGUGACGUGGUCUUCUGCCAGACGCUGACUGCCCUCAUCUGCGGCUUCAUCAUUAAGCUGAGGAACUGCCUGCAUGACGAUGGUUUCCUGCGCCAGCUCUACACCAUCGGGCUGCUGGCCCAGUUUGAGAGCCUGCUGAGCACCUACGGGGAGGAGCUGGCAAUGCUGGAGGACAUGAGCCUUGGGAUCAUGGACUUGAGGAACGUGACCUUCAAAGUCACUCAGGCCACUUCCAGCGCCUCCGCAGACAUGCUGCCCGUCAUCACAGGAAAUCGCGACGGGUUUAAUGUGCGGGUCCCUCUGCCAGGCCCACUGUUUGACGCCCUGCCCCGGGAGAUCCAGAGUGGCAUGCUGCUGCGAGUGCAGCCUGUCCUCUUCAACGUGGGCAUCAAUGAGCAGCAGACACUGGCCGAGAGGUUUGGCGAUACAUCUUUACAAGAAGUUAUCAACGUGGAGAGUUUGGUGCGGUUAAAUUCCUACUUUGAGCAGUUUAAGGAAGUUUUGCCUGAGGAUUGCCUGCCUCGGUCUCGCAGUCAGACGUGCCUGCCAGAGCUGCUGCGGUUUCUGGGUCAGAAUGUGCAUGCCCGGAAGAAUAAGAACGUCGACAUUCUCUGGCAAGCUGCUGAGAUCUGCCGUCGCCUUAAUGGGGUCCGGUUCACCAGCUGCAAGAGCGCUAAGGACCGUACAGCCAUGUCGGUGACGCUGGAGCAGUGCCUGAUCCUACAGCACGAGCAUGGCAUGGCCCCGCAGGUCUUCACCCAGGCCCUGGAGUGCAUGCGCAGUGAGGGUUGUCGAAGAGAAAAUACAAUGAAGAAUGUUGGAAGUCGCAAAUAUGCAUUUAAUUCCCUGCAGCUGAAGGCUUUCCCCAAGCAUUACAGGCCUCCCGAAGGGACUUACGGAAAAGUUGAAACGUGAACACACGGUUUCCUCUAAUUAGCUGUUACAUAAUAAAUGUGGGUACCCUCUAGUGUCAUAUAUGAAUUCUUCAAGAAGACCUGAAGGAUUGGUUUUUAUUUUUUGUGUUUUUUUAAAAAAAAACAUUUCACUAAAGAGUCUCUGGAGCAUGUUUUUUGUUUUUUGGGUUUUUUUCCCAUUGGAAUCAAUAGGAGGUAAUGUUUGGCUCAAUAGUGUGGAUAGUAACAACUGCCCAUUUAAAUAGCCUUUGGCUGUAACUACACAGAUCUCAUCAGUAGUUACCUACAUGAAUCAAGCUAGGUCUGUCUGAAAUGCUAGAAGACUUUUUCAAAUGCCUGCUUGCUCACUUAUUUUUCUACAGAGUAACUCAAAAGUGACCAUUGAAUUACAAUCCACUUUGUAAAAAUCUGAAUGUAAAACAGUAAAUAAUAAAUUAAAUAAUUGGAUCCUAGGCAGACCAAUAAAUGUUAUUUGGGGAAAGAAGCUAGCACUAUCUCAUGCAGUGAGAAUAACGGGUUCUAGUGAAUUAUCCUAUCUACACCACCACCUGAAGAAGUUGAAAGAAAGAUUGAUAAAUCAAUGGGAGAUAAGACUUUAUUAGAAGGUAACACCUGCAAGGUACCCCACACAGUUGGGGCCACUCUUUUGUCUGUCCCUCAUGAAUUACAGAACAGGGAGUCUGCUGGAGACACAAAGCCAGCUGUAAGGUCCCUUUAGCCUGCCUCCUGUUUUCUGAAGCGCCCUGCCUAGGCUCCCCCAUGCCCAGAGGACACAUCUCCCCUUCUUCUCUAGAUGUUAAUCUAGGGCUUCAGAUGUGGCAUGUCAACACUCCCAUGGGGAAUUUAUGACCAUGGAGAUAGUAGAAACCUAAAUAUUUUAGGAAAACUUUUUUUUUGCAGGAUUUCCAGUUUAUCUUUGAAAAGACAGUACAAUCAUAUUUGAAUGUCUGAUAAAGUGUCUUAUUUUUAGGUUUGCAAUAAUUGUUACUUUCUUAUUAUGUAAGAUGACUAUUGAGAAACAGUUGAAAUUAUUCUCCUCAAAUGAGAUUUUGAAAGGGAUUUAUGGGCCAUAAAACUUAGGAAUUUUGUAGAAAAUUUUGUCUGGUCAUCUUUUAUAAGAUGAUGAUGAGUCUUAUCUGCACAUAGCAGAGUUUGUUUCUUAGGAGUUUAUAUGUUUUAUUGAUUGUUUAUGAUGUUUACAUGUUCUUGAAAAGGUUGUAAAAGAAGUAUAUAUGGCACAUAUUAAUGAUGCUGAUCCUAAUGAUUUGUGAACCUCUUAGAAAUUCUUAUGUCUAAAAGCCUAGAGAUUCUUCUGGUUCCUUUAGAAAUAUGUAACAAAGUUGGGCCAGGGGUGCUGAGGCAUGGGGAGGACUGCUUAUUGGCAGGAACACAGAGGGGGUGGGCAUCAGGUAGGGGUGGAACUGGAUGACCUUCCAGACCCCCUCCUACUCAGAAGUCAGCAUGCAAGCAGCACCUGCUGUCUCCCGAUGCCUGCAGGGAGGAAAAUGUCUGUGAAGGACACUUUAAUGAAGGAUGAAGCUCUCUGCUGCUCCCUCAAAGCUGGGUUCACUGUGGCAGGCAGGAGGCAGAGAAACUCCUGCCCGCCAAACCCACCGCACGGGUGGCUGCUGCUGGUGUCAGAUUAUCCUUUUUAAGUGUCAAUUUCUGUUCACAGUUUUCAAUAUGGCUGAUUUACCCUUUCACCUCUCCACCAUCUCAUUUAACUUGUAAAUGUUGAGUUCCGUCUUUUCUCAUUUUAACUUUAAAAAAAUCUCCUUGCUUUUUAAAAAUAAAUAUUACCCACAUAGUUUUCAGAUCUUUUUUGUCUGGAGAGCAUUAAAUAUCUGCACUCAUCAAAGGGAAUAUAGCAAACGUUGAUCAUCUGUCAGCAGUUUUGCAUGUGGCACCUUUAUAUGAAUUAUUUUCCCAAUUUUUGCUUUAUGUAAUGGGUCACCAUAAAACUGUAAGACUUGGCAAAUGCUAUAGAAAAGAUUCACGUUUCAGUAUUCUCUCUGAAGGCAUCGUUCCUGGGCUUCCGGCGGCAUCACACACUUCCAGCGCCUGCAGGGUGAGGGAGUGUUGCACAGCCUUGGAGGCAACAGCUCCUCUCUUCUGUGGGAGCUGUGAGUUUUCAGAGGCGCAGGGAAGGCAGUUUUACAGGUUACCGUAAAAUAAGAGGUUCCGUCCGGUGUUCCUUAUAAUGCCUCCCCAUUUAAAAAGAAAAGAGAUCUAUGGAAAACUGGGAAUGUAAUGUGGAUUCUGUCAGAGCUCCUACAGAGCACAGUUGCCUUUAGUUUCCUUUAAAGAUGUAAAAAUAUUGUAUAAUAGUUUUGUCCCUACACAAUUGUAUUUGCCAAGCUUAGUGCGUUAUGAUACCUUUAUUUAUUUGUUUUGGGCAGUAUUUAUAUAUAUAUAUAAACAUACAGUUACUGUUUUAUAUAUUCUUAGGUCAUUCAAAGCCAUGUAUGCUGUAAAUGUGCUAGUCUUUAGAAUGACACAUAAUAAAUAACUGACAAGAUAUUAAAUGUGGUCUUGCCUGAUUCAUCCUAUUAGGAGGACUAGUUCUAUGUCACCAGCCUGUGAACGGACCAUUGUUGGGCAUUGCGUUGAGUGCUCGGGUGCUGAAUACAUAUGUUUGUAAACGUGGGACCAUGGGAGACUUCCAUGUUAUAAGCUUGUUUCUGCCUAAUUUGAAGCAGGGGGCGACAGGGUUGAGGUUAAGAGCAUGGACUUUGGGAGCAGACAGACCAGGUCCCAAUCCUGGUUCUGCCCCUCACUGGCUGGUGACUCUGAGCAAGUUGCUUGACCUCUCCAAGCCUCCGUUUCUUCAUGUGCAAAGUGUGGACAACAACAGUACCUUCCUCAUAAGGAACGUGCGAUGAGCCUCAGAAGUACGUGUUCAUAAAUGGUAGCCAUUGUUGUUACCUUCCCGUCCGUGAACAUGGAUCACAUCAUCUCUGGGUAGCCCAGUCCUCGCUGUAUGACUUGUCAAAAUGCAGUUCCACUUGUAUUAAUAUUGACCCUGUUCAUUGUCACCAGGACUGCAUCUUGCACCACUGUGCCGUCUUCUAGGCACACACGACCCGUUAUCUCCCUUGGAAAAACUCCUGUCACUGGAAAUGUACAAUUAAAGGAUGAUUGAAAUGUUUAACUCUUGGAGUUUUUAGUAUUACCAAGCUCCUAGAAAUUUAAGCUACCACCAAAAAUAACAUGCCUUUUCCCUUUAUUCUCAUUGAUGGUAGCAGUGCACCUCGUUUCAGUGUCCUGAUUCCUUGAUUCCUUGAUUACUGUGAACACUGAACAUCUUUUAUACCUUUAUGAUAUUUCUAUGUUUGUGACUUCAUUGGAGUGUUGAUCUAUUUCAUAUAGAUUGUUUUUAAUAUACAAUGUAUUAACCCCUGUCA